AUCGCAUCUGUCGUCCAUCAGUCGAAAAGCAGCGGCUGAGGAGGACCUGGGAGGUGGAGUGCUUGCACAACGAAACGAUGCCGGACGCGAAGCUCAAUGCCUACCUGGCAGCACGGUACCUCGAUGGGCCCAAGGCUGAGGCGAUGCUAGCCCGUGCCGGCGUCGAGGCGGGCGAGGACAAGAAGAGGCGAAAGAAGCGAAAGAAGGAGACGGCGGCGCAGUCGGGUGCCGGCACGGGCUUCAAGCUAGUCGAUGACGAAGACGGGUGGAAGAGGGCAGGCGACGAUGACGAUGAUGACGCAGAGGGGAGGGCCGUCGUUGUGCAAGCGGACGGAGCGGGAGGGAGCAAGGGCAGAGCCAAGUGGGCGCGGCUGGGUGCUGGCGAUGCGAUGGCCGACGAAGCGGAGGGCCAGAUCGAAGAUAAUGAAGCGAAAGGGGAGGGGGGCAUGGACGACGUGCCACAGGUGGCUGGUGCAGAUGGCCUGGCGCUGGACGCCGACGCGCAGGCCCAGGUGGGCCGCCGAUUGCAGGAGCAGGAGGCCAGCGGCGGCGGAGGCGGCGAAGGAUCCGCAUCUGCGUCUGCGUCUGGAGGACGAGGAAAGGAGAGGAUCAAGGCGGGUCUCAAGACAAGAGAGGAGAUGCGAGCGGAGCGUCUGGAGCGCGAGCGCCUCGCUGCCGAAGAGGCCGCCAAGGGCGUCGACGCGCGGGCCGAGGAGCAGGCCAGGCGCGCACAAGAAAAGGAGCGCGAGAGGGAGGCAGCCCAGCAGCAGACGGUGUACCGAGACUCGUCCGGACGCAAGAUCGACGUCGAAGAGGAAAAGCGGCAGAGGGAGCGUCAAGAGAGGGAGCAGCAGCGGCUUGAGAGAGAGAAAAAGGACUGGAACAAAGGCGAGGCGCAGCUGAGGCGUGCUCGAGAGGAGCGAAAGAGGGAGGAGGAGAUGAAGGAUACUACCUUUGCACGCUACUCUUCGGACGAGAAGAUGAACGCCGAGCUCAAGGCCGUAGAGCGCGCGUCAGACCCUGCGCUGGCCUUUUUGACCAAGAAGAAGCGUAAUGAAAAGGGCCCGUCCAAGCCCGUCUACAAGGGCUCCUUUCCUCCCAAUCGCUUCGGCAUCAGGCCGGGCUAUCGCUGGGACGGCGUCGAGCGCAGCAAUGGCUUUGAAAAGAAGCUCUUUCAGCGGCAAAACGAGCGACGGCGGGCAGAGGCCGAUGCGCAGGCAUGGAGGCAGGAGGACAUGUGAGGCCGCAAGGCAAGCGGCACCCAAUCUGUACACUACGUUGCACCAAUAUAUCUUAGUCGCCG
Messenger RNA from Acaromyces ingoldii, 1303 nucleotides. RefSeq lists its product as hypothetical. Gene Ontology annotation, cellular component: RES complex; U2-type spliceosomal complex. NCBI's taxonomy places the organism in Eukaryota, Fungi, Basidiomycota, Exobasidiomycetes, Exobasidiales, Cryptobasidiaceae. Gene Ontology annotation, biological process: mRNA splicing, via spliceosome. The transcript is spliced from 2 exons. The coding region runs from base 78 to 1241 and encodes 387 amino acids. The record is from RefSeq and is a predicted model, not a curated record. Gene Ontology annotation, molecular function: RNA binding.